CGCGCAUCAAUUUGUGUCCCUGUGAGCGAAGACUCGGACGCCAUGGAGCCCGGGGUCUUCCGCGGUCCCAGGCGACGGCUCGUCAGCCAACCGGCGCAGCAAACUGAGAGACCUCCGCCCUUGCCAGAGCCGGCGGCGUCGACGAGCUUGGGGCGCUCGGAGUUCCUGCAGUUCCUCGGCGCCUCGACGACCUUGGCCUUCUUCGCCGCCCAGCAGCCGAGGUUCGCCCGCGCCCGGACGGGAGCCCCCUCGGACCCCGAGCUGCUACCCAACUCGCUGAGCUGCGGCGGCCUCACCCUGAAGAACCCCAAGUACAUCGGCGGAGGGGUGCAGGCGGAGGUCUACUCCGCCAGCGUGCCGGGAACUGGCCUGGUUGCUCUGAAGCUGAGCCGCACCAACGACGACUACGCCCAGGGAACCUUUGCACGGGAGAAGCAGAUCAUGAAGCUGCUCCAGGAUAACAAGGUCCCCAACGUGGUCCGUUGCCUCGGCAGCGGCCAAGUGAGCACCCGCGACGGCCCACGCUGCGGCUUGGUCCUCUCGCCAUGCACGCCCUUUGCGCGGAACAUCUCGGUGAAGACGGGCUGCGGCUUGCCGCAGGCCACUGAAGCGCAGGAGGCGUACAGGAUGGAGCAGCUGAUGGGGACCGCAGUUCGGGUGCUGGAGUCGGGCGUGGCGGGGGUGGAUGUGCAGGUGCUGCAGCCCCAAGGCGCGCCAGACCUGACGUGGAUUGACUUCACGGAGGCGGCCCUGCUCAAGUCCGAGAAAGGCAAACUGGCGGUCGAGGGCCCUGCCAUCAUUUGCCCGGAGUAUGAGAAGCGCUACAGGAGUGCCAAGGAUGCUGUCAUCGGCUACGCCACGGAGGUCUUUCUGACGGUUCCGCCCUCCUCGCGGAACGCCGCUGUGGAGGCCUUGACGGAAGAGCUGCAGACCUUGGCCAAGGAGAGGAAGCGAGGCGUCGGCAAGACCUUCCAGGAUGUUUGGGCCAAGCUGCCCUGGCGCUGCAGUUCAUUCGCCCAGCAGCGCCUGGAGUACUAUGCCUCCGCGGCCUCCGGGGACUGGGCGGCAGUUUGAGCCAGCGAAGCGGCGAUGCCGCGAUGCUGGCCACUGGCGACCAUGGGGUUGGUUCUUUUUCCCCAAGCCACCAAUGCAAACCACCUGAA
Effrenium voratum is the source of this 1163-nucleotide messenger RNA. Lineage: Eukaryota; Dinophyceae; Suessiales; Symbiodiniaceae. The record is from the annotation of a GenBank genome assembly.